This is a messenger RNA of Brassica napus (rape), 2704 nucleotides long. RefSeq lists its product as uncharacterized. The record is from RefSeq and is a predicted model, not a curated record. The coding region runs from base 104 to 2554 and encodes 816 amino acids. NCBI's taxonomy places the organism in Eukaryota, Viridiplantae, Streptophyta, Magnoliopsida, Brassicales, Brassicaceae. Gene Ontology annotation, molecular function: ATP binding. The transcript has 13 exons. Gene Ontology annotation, biological process: developmental process; DNA-templated transcription; regulation of DNA-templated transcription. Gene Ontology annotation, cellular component: nucleus.
CUCAUCUUUGCUCAAGCUUUCUUCCUCCCCAUGGCAACUCUCUCUCAAGUCAUUAUCUAGCUUUUUUAUAUUAUUUAUUAUUACUUCUUUUACACUUCUUUAUAUGGAUAUUGGGACUCAUGUUCCCGGGUCGGUUACUAGUAAUGUAAACGGGUCACCAGAUCUGAAAGAAGACAGAUCCGGUUUGCCACGAAGCUCAAAGCUAGCAAAGACAACUUCAAUGGCAGAAGACAAGAGCUUGUCUUCCCCUUACGCAGCUGCUUACAGCAAGUCGUUGGGGUUCCCACUUAUGAGAUCUGCUUCUGACUCUCUCCGACAAGAACAGAUGCUUAGCUUCUCAGACAAACCAGAAGCUCAAGACUUCAGUAAAUAUGUCUGUUUGGAUAACAAGAACUCUCUCUCGCCGUUUCUCCACCAGUUCCCACCUCAAUAUAGAAGCUACUCAGGAGGAGGAUAUGGUUGUGGUGGAAUGAUGAUGAGCAUGCAGGGGAAAGGACCUUUUACAUUGACUCAAUGGGCUGAGCUAGAACAACAGGCGUUGAUCUACAAGUAUAUCACAGCCAAUGUCCCUGUUCCUUCUAGUUUGCUCAUCUCUAUCCAGAAGUCCUUUUUCCCUUAUGGAUCUUUGCCUCCUAGCUCUUUUGGAUGGGGAACUUUUCAUCUAGGUUUCGCAGGAGGUAACAUGGAUCCUGAGCCAGGGAGAUGCCGUAGAACAGAUGGGAAGAAAUGGAGGUGCUCAAGAGAUGCUGUUCCUGAUCAGAAAUACUGUGAAAGACACAUCAACAGAGGCCGUCACCGUUCAAGAAAGCUUGUGGAAGUCCAAUCUAACCAGACCGCUGCUGCAUCCAAAGCGGUUACAGCGCAGCAACAGUCCGUGGCUGCUGGCGGUAUUAACCGUAACCGCAGUCUCACCACCGCAGCUCAAUACAUCAAUCCGUCUAACAAUAGAGUCCGGAGCCAGGUGUAUCCAUCCACCGUUAACUUGCAACCCAAGGAAUCUCCUAAACAGAGAAACAACAACAGCUCUUUUGAGUUUGGACACAUAUCCUCUGAUUCAUUGGUGAACCCGCACAACCACAGCUCAUGGCCCGAAGAGCUGAAGUCAGACUGGACGCAGCUUUCAAUGUCAAUUCCAGUAGCAUCAUCAUCAUCAUCAUCUCCUUCCUCCACUGGUGAAGACAAAGCCACUCUGUCACCUCUCAGGCUAUCGCAGGAGUCUGAGCAGGAAACGACACUCAAAAAGUCUACGGUGGUACAAGGUUCCAUUUCUGCGAUUCGACAGCUUACGUUUAGAGGACGUUUAACCGAAGGAUCUGUUUACACUUUGAGCGGGUUUGAUGUCACACGCAGCAACCCCAAAUUCAGGUUGACCGACGGGCCUGUAUCCAUUUGUUUCAAUGAUGGAACCGCUUUUGAAAAGCUAGCAACCACUGUUAGGAUCAUACCGACCGAACACUUCCGUUUCCGACCGUAUGAACAGCUAAUUGAGUUAGCAAACACUGGCAAACAACUCCCUGACGUAAUGGGGGAGCUCCGUGCAAUUAGGAGCACAAUAACCGAUCAUAUACCCGGGGCUCAGCGCGUGAUGCUUACCUUGCGUCUGGAAAGUGAUGUGAAUGUUUGUGUUAGCCUGUUUGAUUCUCUGGCUCUGGCAUUUCAUAGCAAGCUGGAUUUAUACGGAAGGGAGCCAAGAAUUGUUCUUGUCACAGGCAAGUUAUAUUUGAAUGGUACUUCUGCUACACGUGUUUACUUCGACUCUGAGACCGUAGUAGGAAAAGAUGAGUUUGACAGAUUGCCAGAUGUUGGGACAGAACAGUCAGGGUCUUCAUCAAAGGUUGUUCACGCUCAAAAGAUUGAACUUCUCACUGUUGCUGAGCUUACCCAAUUUGUUAUCUCCGGUGAUCCUCAGAUCAUUGAGUUUCUCUGUACUGCUAAAGUAACUGAGAUUCAGCAAUCUGAGGGUUGGUGUUAUAUUGGCUGCGCCGUUUGUUCAAAGAAACUCAUCCGCGAGGAAUCGUCGUUCACAUGUGCCCCGUGCAAUGUAACCAAUGCCGUGGCUAAACUCAGGUAUAGAGUGGUUCUUUCUGUAUCAGACAACACAGGCUCAGCGGCUUUCGUUGGCUUUGAUACAGAGGUUGCUAAACUGACUAAUGUUCUGGCUUCUGAGGCUGCACAGAUUGUGGGGAUUGGAAUCAAUGCUCAGGUGGACACUGACCUUCCUCAAGCUCUCGCUGGUAUUGUUGGGAACACCUAUACCUUCCAGCUCAGGCUAACAGACUUCAAUUUCACUGCAAACCACCAAACCUUCACAAUUUCCCGCAUAUUCCCAGCACGAGAGCUUGCACCCCUCCCAACCUUUGAGGAAGGUGUAGAUGUUCAUGAGCCAGCAGUUCCUCAGACCGUAGCACCUGUCUCUGAUCCCAUAAAUGAAAUCACGAUCAAUGUUGCAGAUCAGGCGACCACGUCUGAGGGUUCACUUGCAGUGCGUCGUGAAGCAGCAGAAGGGAAAACUGAUCUGGAGGAGAGUGCCCCGAAGAAAGCACGUGUGGAAUAAUCCCUACUCUAGAGCCCGAGCAACCACGUUUUAUAUUUCAAUUAAUGUUUAAUCAAACUGAGCUUCGCUCCUAUCCCUUUCUUUUAAAGAAACUCUGUCACGUGGUUGUGUGUUUGCUUUUAUCAAAUAAGAUCUUUUGCUCAUUGACAA